Molecule: messenger RNA, 954 nt
Organism: Alnus glutinosa
Lineage: Eukaryota; Viridiplantae; Streptophyta; Magnoliopsida; Fagales; Betulaceae
Product: probable pre-mRNA-splicing factor ATP-dependent RNA helicase DEAH9
Exons: 7
Coding region: 139-438 (99 amino acids)
Cellular component (GO): intracellular anatomical structure
Molecular function (GO): RNA binding
Source: RefSeq, a predicted model, not a curated record
CUCAAAGAAGCAGAUUGGGCUGAUGGUGGGCGGAUAAUAGCAUGCACUCAACCAAGACGAUUGGCUGUCCAGUUAAAAGCCUUGGGCAUAGAUAAUAUCCUGGGCUUUGAUUCGCCGGCAUCUCCAUCUCCUGAAGCAAUGAUUCGAGCACUUGAAAUACUUUAUUCACUUGGAGUCUUGGAUGAUGAUGCCAAACUUACUUCACCAGCUGGAUUUCAAGUAGCAGAGAUUCCAUUAGAACCAAUGGUCUCGAAAAUGAUCCUUUCUUCGAGCAAACUUGGAUGUUCAGAGGAGAUUAUUACUAUUGCUGCUAUUCUCUCAGUCCAAUCCAUUUGGGUGUCUGGGAGGGGAGUAAAAAAGGAUAUGGAUGAAGCCAAGUUGAGAUUUGCUGCUUCUGAGAAAAGGUUAUUGAAACUAGAGAACAACUCAGAAGAAUAGCACAGAGAUUAGGCAUAGUCUUGAAAUCUUCUGAAAGAGAUGCAGGUGGUAAGAAAGGCAGUUACUGCUGGCUUUUCUACUAAUGCGUGUCAUAUAGAAGCAUUCACUCACAAUGGGAUGUACAAGACUGUCAGAGAGUCUCAAGAAGUGUAUAUUCACCCAUCAUUUGUGUUAUUUAGGUUCGGACAGAAAUUGGACUGCAAUUUGACUCGAUCUGUGAUCAAGGAACUUCCCCCCAAAGUAUCACACUAUUUGCAUUUACACCUCCAAAACUACGACUCUGCAACUUGGAUCUAUAAACCAUCAAAAUGUUUCGAGUUGCCCCUUGUGUCAGAUGUGCAUGUGCCUUACAUUUUUGUCUCCAAAAGUUUCUCUAUUUUCUCUCCUUAGAGAUUGCUACUGUUUCCAAUAUAGGGUAUUCAUUUCACAUUUAUGUGUACCAAGGUGCGUCAAUUCUAGGAGGCCUGUGCACCCCCGAUGUUUUCUUUUGUUUAAUCACUCUAGUACAUUUUUGUA